AUGAUCCAGGAUUUCCUGCACUUUCCUGAGGAACACCCGAUCGUGCCCAGCCUCAUAUUGAUAGAUUUCGGGAAAGCUAAAUUCGGUUCUCAUCGCAAUUCUCAAAACGAGAAUCCACUCUGGGGUGUCGAGAGGAACUUGUUGGACAUUUCAAAGCUCAUGUAUACGCUAAUGACUGGGGAUGAUAUUGGCUAUAACCUUCGAUUUGCGCCUCACUGUGGAUGUAGUCCCUUUCCGGACAGGCCUGAACAUGUGAUAGAAACAUACGCUGUCCAGUUGAUACAGCCGACGAAGUCCGAGAAUACCGCAACAAUCUACCCGUUUCUUGACCGAGAACUACUCCUACUGGUGGCGAGAUGCCUCGCGGUCGAAAGACAAGACCGACCAAACCUAGAGACGUUACUAGAUACCGUGCAGAGGGCCUGUCAUGAGCGGGAAGAGGCAUACUAUGAAGAUCUUGGAGGUGAUCAAGAGGCGGACAGUACAAUUAAACAAUUAGUUCGGGACCUGAUACUGGAUGCCAACGAUCCGCUAUCCUAUACUGAGGUCGAGCAAAAUCAAUGGAUCUUGGUCACAAGGGGUGACCAGAGCUGA
Molecule: messenger RNA, 594 nt
Organism: Neoarthrinium moseri
Lineage: Eukaryota; Fungi; Ascomycota; Sordariomycetes; Amphisphaeriales; Apiosporaceae
Exons: 3
Coding region: 1-594 (197 amino acids)
Source: RefSeq, a predicted model, not a curated record